Adineta steineri is the source of this 1299-nucleotide messenger RNA. NCBI's taxonomy places the organism in Eukaryota, Metazoa, Rotifera, Eurotatoria, Adinetida, Adinetidae. The record is from the annotation of a GenBank genome assembly.
AUGGGUAAUGUACCACCUCGUCAUUCGAAAUCAUAUCGUGAUGGACUUAAUAAUCAUCUUUCAUUAUCAAUGUCAACUGCACCAGCAACAUCAACAACAACACCAAAUCGUUCAUCAUGGAAAAAACAACUACAAAUAAUAAAUGAUACAUUAAAUAUCAAAAAAUUUUCUCUUCGACAUGGACAUGGAAGACAUAAACGUUAUAGAACAAAUAUCGAUGAAAAUAAUCAUCAUAAAUUACCGACAUCAGUAACAACACAAAAUUUUCAUGAUUUAAUGAAAAAUAAUUCUGAAAAAUCUAUUAAAGAUGAACAUAUUGAUAAUAGAUUGCAACAUGAAAAUCAUUUUACAAAAUCAUUUAGUCUUUUUUCAAUUAAACAACCAUUGACUGAUUCAACAAAUAAAGACAUUAUGACAAAAUCAAUUAAUAAUAUAAUUAAAGAAAAAGAAGACAUACAACAACAACAACAACAGCAACAUUCAUCAUUGAACAGUAUAACAAAAAAUUCAAAUAAUAUUAUUUCUCACAAACAACAGCAAGAUAAAUUCUCUAUGAAAGAAAAUCAAACAGCAGAUGUUUGUAAUCAACAUAAACGGCGACAUAAAUUUGAAAUGACAACAGUUUCAAAUUCACUUGUUAAUAAACGUCAUUCUACAUUUGUUGCACCAUUAUAUCAUUUACCAAAAUCUCAAUCACAAUAUUAUCAUCAACAAAAUCGUACUCAAUUGUCUUCCUAUACAAGAAUAAAUAAUAAUCUAUCAUCUAGUACAAAAAAUAUUCGCACAAUAGAAAAACAUACAUCACGUAAAACAAUAAUUCAAGCAUCAACAAGUGAAUUAUUACGAUGUUUAGGUGAAUAUUUAUGUUCAUGUUGUUCACAUUUAUUACCAAUACUCGAUCCAUUGGAUUGUAUUUUAUGGAUAAAAAGUGCUGAUCGUCAAUUAAUCUUACAAGGUUGGCAAGAACAAGUAUUUGUAAAUCCAGCUAAUAUUGUUUUUGUUUAUUUACUUGUACGUGAAACAUUAACAUAUGUUAUACCAUCAAUAACAAUUAAAACAGUUACUGAAUUACAUGCAAUUAUAUUAACAUGUUUAUAUUUAGCAUUUAGUUAUAUGGGAAAUGAAAUAACAUAUCCAUUGAAACCAUUUGUAACUGAUGAUGAAACACGUGAUGUAUUUUGGCAACGUGUUGUUUCAAUUAUGGGACAAUUAAGUUCUAAAAUGUUAGCAAUUAAUCAAAAUCCGAAAUUUUUUACUGAAUGUUUUUCUGAAUUAAAAACUUAUAAUCUAGUCCGUUAA